GCGCACCGCCUAGGGCCCGCCUCCGCUAAAGACUGCCGGCGCAUGCGGCCGGGCUUAUUCACUGGCUGCCAGGGUUUCCGCGCACGUCGCCACUCAGCUCUGGUGCUGACGGGAGGGUCUGAAGUCGGCCUCAGGUCAAAAAGUAAAAUGAAGUACAUUCUAGUUACUGGUGGUGUUAUAUCAGGAAUUGGAAAAGGAAUCAUUGCCAGCAGUGUGGGCACAAUCCUGAAGUCAUGUGGUUUACAUGUAACUUCAAUUAAAAUUGACCCCUACAUUAACAUCGAUGCAGGAACAUUUUCUCCUUAUGAGCAUGGUGAAGUUUUUGUUCUGGAUGACGGUGGGGAAGUAGACCUUGACCUGGGUAACUAUGAGCGGUUCCUUGACAUUCGCCUCACGAAGGACAAUAAUCUGACCACUGGCAAAAUAUACCAGUACGUCAUCAACAAGGAACGUAAAGGAGAUUACUUGGGGAAAACCGUCCAAGUUGUCCCUCACAUCACGGAUGCCAUCCAGGAGUGGGUGAUGAGACAGGCGUUGAUACCUGUGGAUGAAGAUGGGCUGGAACCUCAAGUGUGUGUGAUUGAGCUUGGUGGCACUGUGGGGGAUAUAGAAAGCAUGCCCUUCAUUGAGGCCUUCCGCCAGUUCCAGUUCAAGGUCAAGAAGGAGAACUUUUGUAAUAUCCACGUCAGUCUAGUUCCUCAGCCAAGUUCAACAGGGGAGCAGAAGACUAAACCCACCCAGAAUAGUGUCCGAGAACUCAGAGGGCUUGGGCUUUCCCCAGACCUGGUUGUGUGCAGGUGUUCAAAUCCUCUUGACACCUCAGUGAAAGAGAAAAUAUCGAUGUUCUGCCAUGUUGAACCUGAGCAAGUGAUCUGUGUCCAUGAUGUCUCAUCCAUCUACCGAGUGCCCCUGUUGUUGGAGGAGCAAGGGGUCGUAGAUUAUUUUCUUCGAAGACUUGACCUUCCUAUUGAGAGGCAGCCACGAAAGAUGCUGAUGAAGUGGAAAGAGAUGGCUGACAGAUAUGAUCGCUUGCUAGAGACCUGCUCUAUUGCCCUUGUGGGCAAAUACACCAAGUUCUCAGACUCCUAUGCCUCUGUCAUUAAAGCUCUAGAGCAUUCUGCACUGGCCAUCAACCACAAAUUGGAAAUCAAGUACAUAGAUUCGACGGACUUGGAGCCAGGCACCGCGCAAGAAGAGCCCGUGCGCUACCACGAGGCUUGGCAGAAGCUCUGCAGUGCUCACGGUGUGCUGGUCCCAGGAGGAUUUGGUGUUCGAGGAACGGAAGGAAAAAUCCAAGCAAUCGCCUGGGCUCGGAAACAGAAAAAGCCUUUUUUGGGUGUGUGCCUAGGAAUGCAGUUGGCAGUGGUUGAAUUCUCAAGAAAUGUGCUGGGAUGGACAGAUGCUAAUUCUACAGAGUUUGACCCUAAGACCAGUCAUCCCGUGGUUAUAGACAUGCCAGAACACAAUCCUGGGCAGAUGGGCGGAACCAUGCGGCUGGGCAAGAGGAGAACCCUGUUCCAGACCAAGAACUCGGUCAUGAGGAAACUCUAUGGAGACCCAGACUACUUGGAAGAGAGGCACCGCCACAGAUUCGAGGUAAAUCCAGUCUUGAAAAACUGUUUGGAAGAGCAAGGCUUGAAGUUUGUUGGCCAAGAUGUUGAAGGAGAAAGAAUGGAAAUUGUGGAGUUGGAAGAUCAUCCCUUUUUUGUUGGGGUUCAGUACCACCCUGAGUUCCUGUCCAGACCCAUCAAGCCCUCCCCACCAUACUUUGGCCUCCUCCUGGCUUCCGUGGGGCGACUCCCGCAUUACCUCCAGAAAGGCUGCCGGCUCUCACCCAGGGACACCUAUAGUGACAGAAGUGGAAGCAGCUCUCCUGACUCGGAAAUCACUGAGUUGAAGUUUCCAUCAAUAAAUAAUGACUGAUCUUGUAACGGAUGAUGCUUCAAGAGAGCCUUCAAACUUUGGUAGCGUUUACAGCUUUGAUUUUACACUCGGCUUUUGACACUUCCUUUAAAUUAUGUUUUUACUCAGAUUAUUUUAUUAUAGGGGAAAGGUUUUGGGAAACUUUGUCACUUGCAUGUCCCAUCAUGUGUACUGGCUCCUUCUACGUGGUGUGCUGCCUGCUGUGCAAGUCUCCUUUGCAGUUCUUGAGUUUCUGAGACGAGAAGCGGAACGUCCGGACGGGAACCGAGGGUGGUUGGGGCUGGUCGAGUGCCCCGUCGAUCACCUUGUUUCCCCAGCUACCUCGCGUCACUGCCUGUUGCUUUCCCUGGGACGCCUAGACCGUAACAAAGUGUGCCACGGGGACUGGAUGAGCACAGGAGGAUAGCUUUAGCUAGUACUUGCCAUGCUUGGUGCUGGGAACCUGAGGGCUGCUCGCCACUAAGAAGCAGUGAAGCCAGAGACAGACUCUCCCUCCUGCCCUGAGUUGUGGGGACUCUCAGUGCCAACUUUUGGCGGGUCCUCGUCAUCCAAAUGGAUGGUCAGUUUGGCGUCACAUGAAAUAGCAAGAAGUCUCUCUCUCAAGUGUGAUCUUAAAAUCUCCCUGCCUCUGGCCGCGCUUCCAUUCCUGGGGCUGGGAAACACUCCUUGCAUCAAGGGGUCACUUUGAGAAGAACAAAGAGUCUUUUGGGGAAGCUGCCUCUAACACCCUCUCAGAUACAGACAGCUUUGACUCGAGGGUACUUUUUUCUUUCUGGAUGGUGUUAUUACUGCAGUCGAAAUGCAAUAUAAAAGCUAUUUUCUUAAUGUGACAUUAACAAUAGGCACAGCCGUGUGCGUACUAUAUUCUGGCUGGACUCAAUGUAUACUCUAACUUAAGAAAUAAAUAAUGCGGAACAAGAGA
Molecule: messenger RNA, 2845 nt
Organism: Propithecus coquereli (Coquerel's sifaka)
Lineage: Eukaryota; Metazoa; Chordata; Mammalia; Primates; Indriidae
Gene: CTPS1
Product: CTP synthase 1
Exons: 19
Coding region: 43-1923 (626 amino acids)
Biological process (GO): pyrimidine nucleobase biosynthetic process; CTP biosynthetic process
Cellular component (GO): cytoophidium; cytoplasm
Molecular function (GO): identical protein binding; CTP synthase activity
Source: RefSeq, a predicted model, not a curated record